UACUAUUUAAAAAAAAAAGAAAAAAAAUUAAUAAAGACGAGAAAAGUAAAAUAGUUAUUAUAUAUUCUGUACUUGUUACCGAUACAAGGGAGAAGGGGAAGCGAAGCAGCGAAAGCAGAGGGCAUAUACAUGUUCUCUGGUUCUCUGAGUAGCUUGACUUUUUCUUGUUCUUCGUCAAUCUUCGAUGGCUGGACCAUCAUGGUUAGUCGACAGUAAUAGAAUUGCAACAAAAAUCAAGAGUGCAUCUGGCAUUUCUCAACCUGAAAGGACUAAAUGGAAAAGCAACCCAACUAGAACUUGUCCGAAUUGCCAACAUGUGAUUGACAACAGUGAUGUUGUUCAAGAGUGGCCAGGAUUACCUAGGGGUGUGAAAUUUGACCCGUCUGAUCAAGAGAUUAUAUGGCAUUUACGUGCAAAAGCUGGUGAAGGGGGGUUGAAGUCCCAUCCUUUUAUUAACGAAUUUAUCCCAACUGUUGAGGAAGACGAUGGAAUCUGUUAUGUCCAUCCUCGGAAACUACCAGGGGUUAAACAAGAUGGAAGUGUUUCUCACUUCUUUCACAGAGCAGUGAAGGCUUACAAUACUGGUACUCGAAAGCGUCGAAAGAUACAUGGUGAUGAUUGUGGUGAUGUUCGCUGGCACAAGACUGGUCGUACAAAACCAGUGAUUUUGGAUGGGGUUCAAAGAGGGUGUAAGAAGAUUAUGGUUCUCUACAUGAGUGUGGUUAGGGGAGGCAAAGCUGAGAAGACUAACUGGGUCAUGCAUCAAUAUCACUUAGGAACAGAAGAGGAUGAGAAGGAUGGGGAGUAUGUUAUUUCUAAAGUGUUUUACCAGCAGAACCAAGUUAAGCAAGGUGAUAAAACUGAUCAAGAUAUUUCUGAAAGCAUUGAUGCCAUUGUUGCAAAAGUUGAUCCAGUCACUCCGAAAUCAUCCACUCCUGAACCGCCCCGAAAUGAGCAGCAUCAUUCUGAUUUUGAACUGGGACAAGAUGCUGUUACUUUCUGUCCAGCACCUGCUGCGAUGCACACUGAGAUUGAUUAUAUAGAAGAUGAGGUUCAACCUGAAUGUGAAAAUCCUGGCCACAAUAAUCAACAGAAGGCAGAAAAUCAAGUUGAUCAACAAUUGGGCCAUAAUGAAAAUUGUGCGCCGGAAGAACCUAAAUGGUGGGACAGUGAGUCACAAAAUUUGCUGGAUUCACAACAGCUUGUGGAAGGGCUAUCUUUGUGUGACGAACUCCUCCAAAGCCAGUCUCCAAAUAGAGAUGCUCAUGGAAAUGGUGUACCGAUGAAGAACAAAAUCAGGCUUUCUGACUAUGCUCAUUUAGGACCAGAGGAUUUAAAGAAAGAUUUAGAAGAAUGCCAAAAUCUUGUCAUUGAUCCAGCAAACAUCGAACUCGAUACUCCUCCAGAUUUCCGACUGAGCCAGCUUGAUUUUGGAUCUCAAGAAAGUUAUACUGCUUGGGGUGGUAGGGUGGCUGACUAAUUACGUUUGGAGUCCUAAUCGCGGUAGAAAGUUAGUAAAUAUUUUGGAGCUGUUUUGUGUAGGCUUUGCCUCUUAAAUUUAUCUACGGUUUAACUUGUAACCUUUUGCUGAAAACUUUGAACUGUUAUCUUUGGUGGCAAAGCUACAUUUUUUUGUGGGGUAACCUAUCUGUAUUAUAUGGACGUUUUAUACAUGAGAAUAUUUCAAACUCAUGGUAUUUUGUGCUCCUUAAAAAUCAUGGAGCAAAAAACACAGUCCUCUUUAUGGGUUUGUUCUAUCCCUUUUGGAAUUAAUCCUUUGGUUUCAUGUUGAA
Molecule: messenger RNA, 1793 nt
Organism: Ziziphus jujuba (common jujube)
Lineage: Eukaryota; Viridiplantae; Streptophyta; Magnoliopsida; Rosales; Rhamnaceae
Product: SUPPRESSOR OF GAMMA RESPONSE 1
Exons: 6
Coding region: 185-1480 (431 amino acids)
Biological process (GO): regulation of DNA-templated transcription
Cellular component (GO): nucleus
Molecular function (GO): transcription cis-regulatory region binding; DNA-binding transcription factor activity
Source: RefSeq, a predicted model, not a curated record